UCGAGACAUUUUUUUCUCUUAAAUCAAGAAAAUAUUAUGCCCUAUAAAUCGAACGUAAGGACGUUCAGAUUUGGUUUCUAUUUCGUUUGAUUUCCCGCGCGGAGGAGGGGAGGAGGGAGAUCAGCCCUUCCCUCAAUGGAUGCCGCCAUCUUUUCUUUUUUCAGAUCGCUCGCCGCCUUCUGCAAUCACGUAGAGUCCAGCUCCAAAGCCCUCUCCGAUUCCGUUCAGAGGAGUCCGAUUCCGCUUGAUUCGGCGGCUGCCGCUUUCUUGCAGUCACUGGAGCAUCGAAUGUCUACUACAAUUAGCGAUCUUAGUCUGCUAAACUCCAUGGCGUUCGACACAGUCUCCUUUGAGGAGUUGCUCGGUUACUGCAAUGAGGUGUACAAGGCGAAUGAGAAGCACAUUUCUGAAGUUGAGGAUAUUAUGAGGAGCUUUGGAUAUGUUCCUGAUACUGGACCGGAGAACGAAGAAUUUGAGGAGUUUGGUGCGGAUGUGAGGCUUUCCGAUAUAAGCAAGGGCUUUGAUGGAGUGGGUUCUGCUAUGAAGACGCCUUCACUCGAGGAUGAACUAUAUAAUGAUUCCAUUUCUUUGAAAAAUUUUGGGCUUUCAGAAGCAAGUCUUGCUGCUUUAGCUUCUAAAGAUUCUUUGGAUUCAUCAGAAAAUAUGAUUCUAACAGGAGGAGCUUCCAUGAAAGCUGAAAUAAUGAUUUCAGAAGAUGAUUAUGAUAAACUUCCCGCGAUUAUGAAAAAACUAUCUUCAUGGGAGGAAUUACAGGAAGCUGUUAACAGAUUUAAUUCUUACAUUAGUGGGAAUGAUGGAUCUAAUAAAAAUGGCAUAUUCGACCAAGGUGUUCUUGAAAAGUUGGGUCUGGGAAGGAAGGGAAAGACCUAUUUGUUACUUCUCCUUCGAAUGAACAGAUUGCCAUCAGAAUCACUUGAAUGGCUCCACAUCACUUGGUAGCGAAUGCCCAUAAGCUUCAGGUAAUCUUGUAAUGAAAUUUGUGAACCUUCUAAAUUGAUUGCGAAUCAAAUCCUUAAGCAAUAUUGUUUAUUUCUUUUAGCCAGAUUGGUGCAUGCUUUAUGUUUACUUUUUUUAUAAUAUUGACUUUGGAAUAUAAAUUUUAUGCGGGAAUGAGUCUAAA
This is a messenger RNA of Phalaenopsis equestris, 1141 nucleotides long. RefSeq lists its product as uncharacterized. Lineage: Eukaryota; Viridiplantae; Streptophyta; Magnoliopsida; Asparagales; Orchidaceae. The coding region runs from base 136 to 960 and encodes 274 amino acids. Gene Ontology annotation, cellular component: outer kinetochore. The transcript has 8 exons. Gene Ontology annotation, biological process: chromosome segregation. The record is from RefSeq and is a predicted model, not a curated record.